UGGGAGUUGAUGUCUUCUGCUUGAAAAACAAAGACAGUGACCCAUGGCCAACAUAGCUUUUCGUCCACAAUUACAAAAAAGUGAAAUUUGGUUUGUGGUCCAAUUUGAUUAGGCUGUAAGGGCGGCGAGUGAAUAAGGACGGGCUCGGAACGUUUGUGCUGCUCCACUGUGUGCCGGAGGAACUGUUUAUCCAGUAGUAAGCAACGAGCAAGAUGGUUGAUGUGGGCUGCGAGUUCGAGGAUUCAGUCUUCGAAGAGUUUCGGGUGAAGAAGGCGGUGCAGAAAUCGGAGUCGGGCAGUUACAAAGCGAGAUUCUGCGAGCCGGAGUGGUUUUGGGAUGACGUUUCCACCAUGGACGAGGUGAAGAAACUGACUGCACUGAAGUUUCGAGGCGACCUGGCAUUUAAGCGUCAGGAUUAUCAGAAAGCACUAUGUGAAUAUGCCAGUAGCCUGGCUCUUGUUCCAGACUCAAAUAUAGCUCUUAGAAGAGACCUACAGGAGGCUCGAGCUCGAUGUCUAAGCUAUCUUGGCAGAGACGAAGAUGCCUUGGAUAUAGCACAAGAAUUGAGAUCUGAAGUAACAAACACAGACCACCUCACCACGGUUCUUAAUCUCAACAUUAAAAUUUAUCACAAUGCCGGAAAUCUGAUGCAAGAGCUUUGCUGUUUACAACAGUUAAUUUCCUUGCAUCCGCUCAACCCGUGGUAUUGGAAGAAGAUAGCUGAAGCCUACCUUGGUCUUGCUCAAGGUUUAUCAUCGCCAACAGCACCACCUGUCCCAGACUGCAAGGGCGGGCACUGCCUUAGAACAUCACAGCAGUCAGCAAGAGAGGCAGAAUCCUCUAAAACUGGACCUGACUGUGCACGGCUGCAAGGUGAAAGCAAAAGAUCUCCCAUGUCGGAGACUUGUGAAAGGCAGUUGGUGUGCUCUGCAAGUGUGUCCACAGAAGAGCAUUCAGUUCUGAUGCUGACAAGAAGUAGAAAGCCACUGGAGCCAGUGAAUGGUUCAUCAUCCUGUUCAAUCAUUGCCGCUAACAUGGAGUCCAAAAUUGGAGGAGAGCUGCAACAUCUGUGGCUAUUUGCAUAUUCGUCCUUUGUGAGAGCAAGACUUCUGUUGCAGAUGAUGAAGCCUCAGCAGACAUCAUUUGUCCUGGAGAGGAGCCAGGCUGUGCAGGAAGAGAUCAGUCAGCAGCUCAGCAGGCUGUAUCAGAGUGAAGAGUUGCUGAAUGUCCUAACCAAGACAAUGGGGAAGGACCUAUUGUCAGAGAAGAUCAAGAAUGGUGCUGAUGCUGAAGGAUGUGCUGCUUUUCCCAAUUCAUCUGCUUUAUCCAACGUUAACAUUGAGACAGGCUCGGACUUUGAGGAAAGGUGGUUUAAGAAGACUCACUAUAUUUUCCUGCCAUGGUAGGGUGGGGAGAGAAAAGAAGAGCUUUGAGUAUUGCAAAUGUGGCUUGAUCAUUGCCAAGGAGACUGUGUUUAUUGUGGACAGUUAAAGAAAUGUGCUGCUUUGGUGAGUUGAGCAAAAUGCAGAGCCCUCUAGGCCAGAGUGGUGAAGUACAAAACAAGAUCACAGUCUUAUGGUGGAUUGAUUAUGCUUUGCACAGCCUUACUGAAGCAGUUGGAUUUCAGAAGUGGCGUACGAAACAAGCUGAUUUGUACUUUACCUCUGCAGAAUUCAUUGAUAAAACACUGUUCACUUGAGUCCUGUCAGUGAUAUCGCUAGCAAUGUGUUCAGAAAACAGGCGCUUGUUACUGUAAGACCUCUAGUAUAAUCCAGUCACCAGCUGUGUGAAGAGUAAUCUUCUUGUACAGUGAUUUCAGCAUCUGUAUUUAAAAUAUUCUAACAGCAUGAUUUUCUCCCCACAGUUUUAUUACUAUUUAAUGUGAUCCUAAAUUUUCUGUAAAUGGAGAACAUGAGCAGAGGGAAUAAUUAAAGACAAGAGAAAAUCUGCAGAUGAUGAAAAUCUAAGCAACACAGCCAAAAUGUUGGAGGAACUCAGCAGGCCAGGCAGGAUCUAUGGAAAAGAGUAUAGUCAAAGUUUUGAGCUGAGACCCUUCAGCAGGACUGGAGGGAAAAAAGAUGAGCCAGAUGGAGGGAGGGAGGAAGAAACACGAGGUGAUAGGUGAAAUCGGGGGUGGGGGUAAAGAGCUGGGAAAUUGGUAAAGGGCUGGAGCAGGGGGAAUCUGACAGGACAGAAGGCUAUGGAAGAAAGAGAAGUGGGAGGAGCACCAGAGGGGGUGAUUGGCAGGUAAGGUGGGAGAGGGAAUGGUAAGGGGAGGGAACAUUACCGGAAGUGCGAGAAAUCAAUAUUCAUGCAAUCAAGUUGGAGGAUAUCCAGACGGAAUAUAAGGUGUUGCUCCUCCAACCUGAGUGUGGCCUCAUCACAACAGUAGAAGAGACCAUGGACUGACAUGUCCAUGUAAUAAUUUAAAUUUUGUUUCCCCACAUUUUCUACUACACAUUGUUGAGUUGUUAUGUCACCUUGCUGUACAUAUAAACUUGGGUCAUCAGGUUUGUGUUGUGAAUACAUACCGAACAUGUAACUUAAACUGACAUUCCCAGUGAAGUACAACAGGGAUGCCACACUUUCAGAGGUGCUGCGCUUCAGUAGAGUGUUAAGUUAAGAAUCUUUUAGCAGAUUAAAGUGGUUGCAAAGUAUCUUGUUACGCUGAAUAAAGUGCUUGGCAUUCUGCAUGACCUGGCCCUCUUGAUCCCUCAUCUAGCAUAAAAUGGAUUACUCUUUGUGAGAGCUUGCUGUGCACAAUUUGGCCAUUGCAUUUCUGAUAUUACAAUAAUGAACAUGCUUCAUUGGUUGUAAAGUGCUUUGGGACAUUCGAAGCUUGUGAAAGCCGUGUUCAAAAUGCCUUAGAGAUUAAAGUUCUUGCUGCUUAUUAACAAGCAAGUUGUAGAUGUAAAGGAGGGGGACGCAAAUGAAGACUUCAAAAGUUAAGAGGAUGUGAUUAUUAUUAUACUGGCUUGUUCUCUGAACAUAUGAGGUGAAAAGCCAGGGUUGUACAGAACUGUGGUGUUCUUGGGUUUGAUAGUCUGUGUCCAUUGGUUUCAGUCUACGUGUACGCAGGUCAGAGCCACCAGGAUGUCCACACCUGAUCACUGUUGAACGUUCCUUGCUUGAAAUUCAUGUCUGAGGUACUGAUUGGGAAUUGGUUUGAAUGAAUUUAACCUGGAGCAGUCCUAGAGUUAGGACCACAGAGCUCAUGUGAUUAGGAUCUUGACCGAUAUUUAGAUGGAUCUGCCCACAUUGAUGCUGCGACUCACAUACACUAUGGAAGUUCCAGUUUCCUAAACUAACACAGCAACCUCUGUCCUCUACUUGAGCUGUGAGUACCCCUUCGGAGCCUAACGAAGCAGCUCUCAAACUUAGAAAAUGGCUUCUGAGCCUGUGCCGGGUCAACCCUGUUGCAAGAACAUUCGGUGCAUUGGGAUAGCAGGUUUUUAAUUAGUAUUUAGCUUCCGUGUUUUUAAUUGAGUUUCAAUUUGUUUAUUGGUGUUUAAAUAUAAGACUUCUUAUCAGUUUUUUUUUAAACUUUGUCUUCCUCUUUGAAACAGCUGCUGCUGAUGGUCUGUGUCAGAGAUCAGUAGGAGUGACACCAGUGUUAGAUACCUGAGGACAGCUCAGCAGUUGUUGGAGUCAUUGUGUGAGUGUAGCUGGCUUUCCUCACUGCUAGGGUCCCUGUCCUGUGCUGGUCCGCACUUGGGUGCCGUGCUGGAGCAGACAGCUAGUGAGGGGAAGAGGCAGCAGCCUCAGGAUUGUGGAUAGAUGGAUGUUGUGCAAAGUCCUGGGCCCACAAACCAUGCAGGGGAAGAACACGUGCAUGGUCUCAGCAGGUCAGUCAGCAACUGUGGAAAGUGAAACAGUUUCUCUCUCCACAUAGAAACAUAGAAACAUAGAAACAUAGAAACAUAGAAACAUAGAAAAUAGGUGCAGGAGUAGGCCAUUCGGCCCUUCGAGCCUGCACCGCCAUUUAUUAUGAUCAUGGCUGAUCAUCCAACUCAGAACCCAGCCU
This is a messenger RNA of Mobula hypostoma (lesser devil ray), 4024 nucleotides long. RefSeq lists its product as uncharacterized. The record is from RefSeq and is a predicted model, not a curated record. NCBI's taxonomy places the organism in Eukaryota, Metazoa, Chordata, Chondrichthyes, Myliobatiformes, Myliobatidae. Gene Ontology annotation, molecular function: protein binding. The transcript is spliced from 6 exons. The coding region runs from base 213 to 1406 and encodes 397 amino acids.